Messenger RNA from Cynocephalus volans (Philippine flying lemur), 2002 nucleotides. It is a transcript of the gene MLPH, whose product is annotated as melanophilin. Gene Ontology annotation, molecular function: myosin binding; actin binding; small GTPase binding. Bases 1 to 1773 code for a protein of 590 amino acids. Lineage: Eukaryota; Metazoa; Chordata; Mammalia; Dermoptera; Cynocephalidae. Gene Ontology annotation, cellular component: cortical actin cytoskeleton. The record is from RefSeq and is a predicted model, not a curated record. The transcript has 15 exons. Gene Ontology annotation, biological process: intracellular protein transport.
AUGGGGAGAAAACUGGAUCUUUCCAAGCUCACCGACGAAGAGGUCAAGCACAUCUGGGAGGUCGUCCAGCGUGACUUUGACCUCAGGAGGAAAGAAGAGGAGAGGCUGGAGGAGCUGAAGGGCAAGAUUAAGAAAGAAAGCUCCAAGAGGGAGCUGCUUUCCGACACGGCCCAUCUGAACGAGACCCACUGUGCCCACUGCCUGCAGCCCUACCGGCUCCUCAUCAACAGCAGAAAGCAGUGCCUGGACUGCGGCCUCUUCACCUGCAAAAGCUGCAGCCGUGUCCACCCAGAGGAGCAGGGCUGGCUCUGCGACCCCUGCCACCUGGCCAGAGUCGUGAAGGUCGGCUCACUGGAGUGGUACCACGAGCACGUGAGGGCCCGCUUCAAGCGAUUCGGGAGCGCCAAAGUGAUCCGGUCCCUCUGUGGGCGGCUGCAGGGUGGAGGUAGGCCUGAGCCAAGACCUGGAGAGGGAAAUGGGGACAGCGAGCAGACAGAUGAUGAUGGAGAACCAGACGCAGAAGCCCAGGCCCAGGCCUGUGGCAACAGGAAAAAGCGACUCCUCUCCUUCUACGACUUGGACAUCGAGGUGGACUCAGACCACUCUACUGAGCCUCGAGGUCACCCCCUGCACAUGCCCUCAGUCUCAGCGGCCACGGACAGCCUGCAGUCCCUCACAGAUGAGCCCUGCUCAGAGGAGGCCACGGCCCUGGAGGAGGCUGACACCGGGGCCUCAGGGUGCCACCUGAGUCCAGAAGAGCAGCCGGACAGCCCCUCGCCUUCUGGACAGGACGCCCUCGCCGAGCUCCGCUUGCCUGGGGACUCCUGCAGGAUGGCCCUGGGGACUGCUGCUGCGCCAGGGCUGAAGGUCACCAGGAAUGAGCAGCUCUCGUCCCAGUACCUGGCCGACGUGGACACUUCUGACGAGGAAAGCGUCCAGGCUCGCAGGGCAGCCUCCCACCAGUCCAAACGGAGGGGCAGGACGUCGUCAGAGAGUCAGAUCUUUGAGCUGAGUAAGCGCGUGUCAGCUGUUGAACGCCUGCUGACCCACCUGGAGAACACAGUCAUGCCUCCCUCGGCCCAGUGUCUCAUCGCUGAAGUGCACACGGAUGCCGACGUAGAAGAGGAGACCCUGAGAAGAAAGCUGGAGGAGUUGACCAGCAACAUCAGUGACCGGGGGACCGCGUCCGAGGAAGAGGAGGGAAAGGCUGAGGAGUUGGACAGGGGCUCUUCCAGCGGGUCCCUGCCUGGGGCAGCCCCAGAGGCGUGCACGGCUGCAGGCCAAGCCUAUGGAUGGGAAAAGAGCCCUCAGGGCCCUGGGGUCCCCAUCCAGCCCAGCAGGACCACCGACGAGGAGCUGUCGGAGCUGGAGGACAGAGUGGCCAUGACGGCCUCCGAAGUUCAGCAGGCAGAGAGCGAGGUGUCGGACAUCGAGUCCAGGAUUGCAGCUUUGAGGGCCGCAGGGCUCACGGUGAGGCCCUCAGGAAAGCCCCGGAGGAAGUCAAACCUCCCGAUAUUUCUUCCUCGAAUUGUUGGGAAGCCUGGCAGGAGUCCUAAGGAUCCCAGUGCAGACACUUUGGAUGAGGUCAAGGUAAUGGCUGUGCCCUGUCUCUUAAGGAGAAAGUUCAGUUACUCCCCUAAAGGUCAAGGCAAAGAUGACAAUUCUUUCAAUCGGAAAUCAGUGCACAGUGGUUCCCUGACCCAGAGAAACCCCAGCGGGAGGAAAGGAGCGGUCAGCGUGUUCGCGAAACCUGUGAUGGCCCACCAGCCCUAGAGGGGGAGGUUCAAGGGAACAGGACGGAAGGACAAAGCUGCCCCGCACUUGUUUCCCUUCCACCACGCCAUCAUGUCCCUCCACUGGCUCCACACUUUCUGCUGCACAUGGCCACCGUCCCCAUGAGAAACAAGAAAGAGAUGCCCAUCCAUGUGGACUCCCACCUGCAAGAUGACAGAGGUUUUCAGACGUUCAGCUCUUCCCCAGGUUCACUGACGACUUCCAAGGC